UCAUGAUUCAAGUCAAGAUCCAAAAGUCGACUCGUAAAAGUCAUAAGCACGUAAGGACGUAAACGGUUGAUCAUGCGACUUUAGUAAAUUAGUAUCGGUUUGUCUUUGAGAUAGCUUGAAUGGAUAAAGUCGACGCAUCUUAUAGAAUGGCGACUGACACGUUUGGUUUCGAUCUCCUGGAAAAAGUGUAUCAUGAUGAAAUCUGCAAAAAGGAGGACGUGAUAAUUUUGUUUUUUCAUUGGUACUUGGUGAAAAAUGGAUGCAGAUGUAUCGGCAUCGGGGAUAGUAAGGUUUUUGAUGCAUCGGAGAAAGGAUCGGAACUGUUGCCAAGUGAAUGGAACACAGGUCCAAAUUAUGCGUUACGCUAUCUAAAAAGCAAGGAAUUAUAUGCCCUCCUUGGAGUAAAAUCAAACAUGGAUCUACUGUUAAACCUAGUGAAUUUCAAGGAUAAUAGUAUCUCUAAUAUCAUGUUUCCUAUUGAGGAAACGGUAUCUGCGCUACAUGGGCCUUUAAUGACUACGAUACCAUCUUACGAGACUAUUUUACAAAAUGUACAAAACGAUUUUUCGAUCGUGUUAUUUCGUAAGAAUACUAAGGAAGCGGAAACGCAAACAACCAACGAACGCGAUGUAACGGGAGCAGCAACAUUGCCGAAUCUUCGGCGCAGUCCUGAACGCGAUCCUGAGCGUGCGGAUGAACUCGAUCCUGAACGUGAUCCCGGAAGGAUAGGAGCUCGAGACCUCGAUCCGUUGGCGCAAGGUGGUGGUAUGAUAUUCAAUCCUUUUGCUGAACGUCGGCCGCUUGGACGUUUACCGGGCGCUUUGGGAGUACCUGGCAGAUUACCACCUGGUGCGGUACCACCUGGGGCGAGAUUCUAUCCCUUCGGUCCACCCGACGUCGAUCCAAUGAGACCAUUCCCUCGUAGACCCGGUAACGACCACUUACCUCCUCCGGGAUUUGAUGACAUGUUCAUGUGAAACAACUAAAUCUGCGAUCUCUGUGAAACUUGAAGUAACCUAUGAAUACAGUUUGUGUACAGUAUCGAUGUCAUGUCUUUGAGAAUAACGUAUUUUAUUAACAUUGUAGCGAUUGUUAGUUUUGUGCGUUCUUAGAUAAAAAAUAUAUUGUUCGAAAAACCAUGUGAUUUUACGAUUAAAGUGAUUAAAAAAUGUAUGCUGUAAAAUUAUUUUCUUGAAAAUAAACUUUCAUCAAACAACAA
This is a messenger RNA of Ooceraea biroi (clonal raider ant), 1219 nucleotides long. It is a transcript of the gene PI31, whose product is annotated as Proteasome inhibitor 31 kDa. Gene Ontology annotation, biological process: proteasome-mediated ubiquitin-dependent protein catabolic process. Gene Ontology annotation, molecular function: endopeptidase inhibitor activity; proteasome binding. The record is from RefSeq and is a predicted model, not a curated record. NCBI's taxonomy places the organism in Eukaryota, Metazoa, Arthropoda, Insecta, Hymenoptera, Formicidae.